This is a messenger RNA of Humulus lupulus (European hop), 1050 nucleotides long. RefSeq lists its product as uncharacterized. Bases 1 to 1050 code for a protein of 349 amino acids. The record is from RefSeq and is a predicted model, not a curated record. NCBI's taxonomy places the organism in Eukaryota, Viridiplantae, Streptophyta, Magnoliopsida, Rosales, Cannabaceae. The transcript has a single exon.
AUGACACUUUGUCAACUCCAAAGCAGAUACUUCAUUUUUCAUGCUUCGGCAUCCUCGGUAUGUGAUUAUGUGGUCAUUUAUGUGGACGAUAUUGUCAUUACAGGGAAUGACAGUGAAGAACUUCAAAAGUUUAUUCUCAAAUUGAAUCAAGUGUUCUCACUAAAGGAUCUCGGUCCCCUGAAUUUUUUCUUGGGAAUAGAAGUGUGCAGGGAUGCUACAGGACUUUAUUUGUCACAAAGUAAGUAUAUCUCAAAGCUGUUACAGAGGACGAUUAUGAUGUAUGUAAAACCAUGUCCAGCACCAAUGGUGGCAGGCAUACCACUGUCUAUUCAUGAUGGAGAGACUCUGAAUACACCAACCACAUACAGGAGCAUAAUCGGUGCUUUGCAAUAUCUAAGUCACACCAGGCCCGAUAUCUCUUUUGCAGUGAAUAAGCUAAGCCAGUUUUUGAAGAGCCCUACAACAAAGCACUGGAAUGCAGCAAAGAGGAUAUUGAGGUACUUGAAAGGCACCAUGUAUCAUGGUCUGCACAUUGCACCAUCUAACAGGCUGGUUUUAACUGGUUUUUCAGAUGCGGAUUGGGGGUGUUGUCCAGAUGACAGGAAGUCCAUUGCAGGGUACUGUGUAUUUUUAGGAGAAUCAUUAAUUUCUUGGUCAUCCCAGAAGCAGUCCGUAGUGGCAAGAUCGAGCACAGAGUCUGAAUAUAGAGCUUUGGCUCAACUGGCAGCUGAACUUUCAUGGUUACUUGAGCUACUCAAAGAGAUGCACAUUCAGAUUCCAACAACUCCGAUUAUAUGGUGUGACAACAUAAGCGCAAGUGCCUUGGCUGCAAAUCCAGUGUAUCAUGCAAGAACAAAGCACAUUGAACUUGAUGUGCAUUUUGUCAGGGAUAAGGUGUUGCAGAAACAACUAGACAUAAGAUACAUACCGUCUCAUGAUCAAAUAGCAGGCUGUCUAACUAAGGGACUUUCACCAUCUAGAUUUCAGUUUUUGGUGGACAAACUACAAGUGAUGGAAUCCCCUUGCAGUUUGAGGGGUGGUGUUAAAUGA